Molecule: messenger RNA, 2081 nt
Organism: Mixia osmundae IAM 14324
Lineage: Eukaryota; Fungi; Basidiomycota; Mixiomycetes; Mixiales; Mixiaceae
Exons: 3
Coding region: 39-2081 (680 amino acids)
Source: RefSeq, a predicted model, not a curated record
CACAACUUGGCACUCUAGCUCGCAUAUACGGGACCAAGAUGACGCUGCAUCGCUCCGCAUUGCGACUGCAGCUGUCCAAUCGCGCGACACUCGACUCUGCUAGCGCGGGCAGCGCGCAGCUCAACGGAGCAGACGCACGAACGCCCAGCGCUAGUCCUGAAGAGAACAAACGAGGCUAUUUCGACAUCAUGCCACGAUUAGACACUAGCUCGCUGGCGAGCACAGCUUGUGAGGAAGUCAAGACACCGCUGCCCCGCACACCCAACACUCUCUUUGGAGUGCUUCAUGGCCAUGCUGGCUUGCAAAACAACAACGAUGACGGGGUUACCGAACCCUCGGCACUGAGCACGACUUACCUCACCGCCGGCGAUCUCAACGGAGCAACAUCUGGUAUGAUCACGCCGACUUAUGGCCUUGCACCGCACACACCUCUGCCCUACGCACUCAAGGACGGCUACCAUACCCCGACCGUUGAUGUAUUCGGCUCUUCGACCGCCAUGACACCCAACUUUGCCUUUGGCAGGGCUGCUCUCAGUCGGACUGGCUCGCGACCUUCGAUGGGUCUCAGACGCACUUCCUCCAUGUUCAGCGCUGGCAUGAAUAUCUCUGAUGACGAGGAAGAAGAGGCCGACGCGCUCCUGCAAGCGCGACUGGCGCGCCGUCGCCGCUCACUGCAUGCUCGGACGGGCUCGACAUCCUCUACGGCAUCCAGCAUGAGCGGCUUCGACGAUCUCGCACCUCACGCUAUGCUUGAGAGCGAAGAAAGUGAGGAAAGCCUAGAGGACAAGGAGAUGCAGACCGAAUGGACGCCUUACGAGCGAGAUAUUCUCGCAUCCACAUAUGAUGCGUACAUCGACAAGAUUGCACGCAGUGGAACACCCUUCACAGGCGUGCCACCCAGCCAGACACUCCAUGCUAUCGCCCGUCACCUUCUCACCCGGCACGCUGAGCCGAUCGUCGAGAGCGGCCAGGCUCGACAGAAAUGGCGACACUCUCUUUUUGUCACGAAGGCGCGCGUGCUAGCGUUUGCCAAAGCGCGCAAAGCUUUCGAAGACUCACAGCUUGCGCCUGCGCACGAAGCAGGCAAUGGCGCUACACCCCGCGCUGCCCAGGACACGACAGACGUACAGAUGCAGCCCGAAGCAGAUGCUGCUCUGGCAACGCUCGCCAAGACCGGCGGAGUGGCUGUAGGACACAGACGAAGGCUCUCGUCUCAACGCUCGAUGGACUUCCUGCCCUAUCAGAAAGAUACCAAUGCGCUCUCCAAACUGUCGAGUCGUCUGCAGCCCCAAGAGGAGGCCAGCGCGCUCGACAAUGCGCAUAUCUCUCUCAUGCGUAGUUUCUCGAGCUCCGCCGUCGCGCCCGCCCUGACGACUGCCGUCGAGCCGACGCCAAGCUUGCUCAAGCCUAGCGGAGCAUCGACUUUCACUUUCGGGACCGGUGCGACGGUCUCAGCUGUGCCCCUUGGUCUCGAACAGAUCGCAAGCAUCGUAACGGAUGACGCGGACACCAAGAGCAAAGUCACUCCGCCCCGACCGCUCCAGCGCUCUCGCUCCUCGUACGGACAGACGUCAACGCUGCCUUCCCAAAGAGGUCACAACAAGAAGCCUAGCUUGUCUUCGUCCAUCAAGAUUCUGUCGAGAGCAGACAAAGCCUUGGCCGAAGAGAGCGCGUCGACUUAUCUGCCCACGCCGCCCGAAUCUGCUCGGAAGCACAGCAAGCUCACUUACUUAGACGCGACGAAGAACCGACCUGCCCUCUUCUUGUCGCCUGCUGAUCCGAUCAUGCCGCAGUUCGGUCGACCUGUCAUGUCAAACGAUGCAGACGCAGCAGAGGCAAAGAGGCAAUGGCGAGCCAACGCGCUCAUCGACUCGCCCAAUUCUGACACGAACGAGUCAAGCCCAGGCGGCCGUACAGAUGGAUCUGACGAAGCGGACGAGCCAUCAGGCAAUCGCGCAACGAAGCGCAAGGCUUCCAUCACGCCUCUGACGCCUCAGUUCCUCGAACCUAGCUCGUUCCGCGCGGGCGCAAACCCGACCGAAGGCGGACUGAGAAGUCCGUUCACCGCUGAGUUUGCAUGA